Molecule: messenger RNA, 2022 nt
Organism: Nerophis lumbriciformis (worm pipefish)
Lineage: Eukaryota; Metazoa; Chordata; Actinopteri; Syngnathiformes; Syngnathidae
Product: CDGSH iron-sulfur domain-containing protein 3, mitochondrial-like
Cellular component (GO): mitochondrion
Molecular function (GO): 2 iron, 2 sulfur cluster binding
Source: RefSeq, a predicted model, not a curated record
GUGCGGAAGUGGAAUGGGACACUCGACACCUCUGUUGCGGGUUAUUUAAAUAUUACAAUCAUAUUGAAAUUAUCGCCAUUGAAGAGUUUUCAAGGUUGUCGUGUUAAACCGCAACAUCUCUCACGAAGAACAUGAACACCGUCAGUUUCAUGGUGUCGUCGGGAAGACGAUGUAUGCAGACAUUCAGACGACCGCCACUCCUUUUACCUGCAGCUUCGUCGAGGGUACAGCGUCGUCUUCAGUCGACGCAACCCGUCUGUGCAGCCCGGCUGCCUUCCAGGGUCAAGGUGCGUGCUGGGAAACGCUAUGCCUGGUGUGCAUGUGGACACAGCAAGAAACAGCCUUACUGCGAUGGAGCUCACAAGACUGAAGCGCCGAGUAUUUCUCCACUUCGAUUCACUCCUGACAAAGACAAGACUGUCAUGCUGUGUGCCUGCAAGCAGACUAAAAACUCUCCUUUUUGUGACGGCUCGCACUUCAAAGUCAUCUUCAGGGAUGUACUCAAGUCGGUAAAAAGCGUUUUCAAAUGAAUAUCAUUCACCUUUUGCUUUGAUUUGCUGUUUUUACCAAUAGUAAACUGUGGAUGAAACGGUAGAAAUAAUCAUAUAUAAUUUAUAUCCAUUUACUGUAUUCAAAAUGGUGUUGCCAAGAACUGUUCGGUCACUUUUCGUCCAAAGACUGGGAUAUACUCUCACGUCACGUAGCUUCCGUCCCCUCUGACCGCGCCUUGAUGCAUUUAUAGAUCAUCCGCGGGGGCUGGCACGUGACUUGCGAUUCUCUCCCAAAAUCCUAAGGGGCACUGGCUCCUGAACGAGCAACCGCAGCUGUCGUUGACUAGAUAUUUAGCUUCUUGUGAAGAGUGAUAAGGCUGAAAUGUACUCUCGCCUCACCUAGUUUGCGUAAGCGACACUCCCCCUGCAUACGUAGACCCUGACAUGCACCUCCCAAAAAUGUUAGCUUCGCAGCGACACGGAACGCACAGCUGAUUGGUCAACUUUUGCAGACGUGCUUGAGAUACACAAUUUAUUGUAUGAGAUAAUGCAGCAGUGAUUGAAUAUUUGCAUGCAAACUGAUAUUGUGUACAGAACUUAAUAUCUUGGUGCGCUCUAAAAAUUAUAACUGAAUACUAGAGAUGUCCGAUAAUGGCUUUUUUGCCGAUAUCCGAUAUUCCGUUAUUGUCCAACUCUCUAUUACCGAUUCCGAUAUCAACCGAUACCGAUACAUACAGUCAUGAAAUUAACACAUUAUUAUGCCUAAUUUUGUUGUGAUGCCCCGCUGGAUGCAUUAAACAAUGUAACAAGGUUUUCCAAACUGUAAAUGUUUCCCUUGACACGCAAUAAUGGUACUAUUGAUUGGACUAAGGCAGGGUUGUCAAACUCAAAUACAGAGUGGGCCAAAAUUUAAAACUGAACAAAGCCGCGGGCCAAGGUUGAACAAAUUAACCUUUUAAUAGGGACCCAAACAAGUUUUGCAUUAAAUAUUGAGCGAGCAAGGCUUAUAUAACUUUAUAGUGACAUGCAAAAUCGAGUUUCAAAUAAUAAUAAUAAAAAUAAAAAAAUAUAAAUGGCAUAACAAAUACAAUUUAAAUAAAAAUGUAAUGCCUCUUUUCUAUUUGCAGACUUCUGAGGUAAAUAUCAACAUUAACAUUUUCCACAGGCUAAUAAAUUUGAAAAUAAAAUAAUGAAUAAACCAACCAUUCAGGACUUUAAACGGCUCAGUUUGCAACACACUGAUCUAAUCUGAUGUGCCCAAGCCAGAUACCUGCCAUCUUUUCUUGGAUGCUAGUUCAUUAAUGUCGGGGCUCAGGCUUUGAGCUGAGGCAACCUUCAUUAUCGAACGAGGUGUUCAUCAGUCAGUAUAUCUAGUAUUCCACAGUCUUGGGGGUGUGCCCUACAGGCACUGAUUUUAACGUCCUCUACGAGUUGUCGUCACAUCCGCUUUUCAUUCCUUCUAAGAACGUGCCCGCCCAGUCACAAGAUAUGAGCGGCUCCUGUACGCACACAUAAGCGAAUGCAACGCAUA